Messenger RNA from Acanthamoeba castellanii str. Neff, 423 nucleotides. Its product is annotated as nuclear transport factor 2 (ntf2) domain containing protein. Lineage: Eukaryota; Discosea; Longamoebia; Acanthamoebidae. Gene Ontology annotation, cellular component: nuclear pore central transport channel. Gene Ontology annotation, biological process: protein import into nucleus. The record is from RefSeq and is a predicted model, not a curated record. The transcript has 3 exons. Bases 1 to 423 code for a protein of 140 amino acids.
AUGAGCACAGCGAAGGCCACACUAAUCGACACAAACGCCCGUGCCGGCGAGAUCUUUGUGAAGGAGUACUUUUAUCGGGUGUACGAUAGCUCUCGGCACGAGCUGUUCCGAUUCUACCGCGAGGAUUCCGUGCUCAUCUGGAACGGCAAUGCAAAGAAGGGCCUGCAGACCCUGCGUGAUUUCUUCCAGCAGCUGCCUCCUUCAACGCACAACAUCCAGUCCAUUGACUGCCAGCCCAUUGCCGACGGAACCGAGUCGCCACAGGCCUCCAACAUCUUCGUGGUCGUUGUCGGCACGGUGACGUACGCCAAGGAGGACCCACGACACUUUCACGAGACCUUCAUCCUCGCACAGGAGCCCGGCAAGGGCACCUACUACAUCGUCAACGACUGCUUCCGCCUCACCACCGGCCCCGCCAGCUGA